UACUUAUAGAAUGCUGGAUCUGCACACAUCGUCUUUCAACGAUGCAUCACAAUAUGAGAAUCUUUCUCUUCAACGGGUUUCUUUUACUGGUUUUCGUCGUAGCCCCAGUACCGGAUGUUUUCGUGAAUUCAUCAAAAUCCGCGGAAAUAAUGGAUCAGAAUCCGCUUCCGAAUACGUGCCGCUACAUCACAGCUAAUUCGGUAUUGGAAGCGCGAUGCUUCCAAUUAGAAUCGCAAACAAUCGCAAUGUUAGAUUUGAAUCCGGACAUACAGGUGCUGAAUAUUACCGGGAGUUUGCUGUUCACAUUGAAUAACGACAGUUUGCAUCUAUACAAACUGGAAUUCAUCUAUCUACGUCACAAUAUAAUCAGUAUAAUCAGAAAGGCAGCCUUUGCCAAUCAGCUUUACCUGCAAGUGCUGGAUCUCACAAACAGUUUUUGCAGAAUUCUGCCCAAAAGUCUCUUCCAAUUACCGUAUCUUCACACGCUCUAUCUCGGCGAAAACUGGCUCACCGAUCGCAUGUUCAAUGUGAAUGUCACCUCGCCUCUCAGAAUACUGCAGCUGUCCGAUAACGAGCUAAGAGUGAUCCCGAACAUAGGACUCCAGCCGACCCUCCUUAAUCUCAACGUGUCCAAUAACUUCAUCACCUCAAUCAGAACCGAAGAUCUGGCGCCGUUCUGCUCGCUAAAUGAUCUCGAUCUGACCGGGAAUGAUAUCAGAUUCAACGCGCGCAGCUGCGAUUGUCAGACGUUUAACGCCUGGGUGAAGCUGCGUCAGAUCAAGAUGAAGCCCAAACUUUACAAAUGCCCCUAUUCAUCGGCUCUAAACAAGACCUGCGCCAACGUGAGUUUCAGCAAUCGGACGUACGAGCUGUUUAACGAGUGUUUGGCCAUGAUGCAGCAGAUGAUAGAGGAGGAAAAACCUCGAUCGGUUUGGUUAAUCUUCGCCUCGUGUGUCUUGGUAUGCCUCUUCAUCGUCUUCGUGACGUUGUUUUGCGUGCACAAUUGGAAUCGUAGACAGUGCAGGAAACAGCAGGAGCAGCUAACGAUGAUCUACAACAAUACCGAGCUGCUCCAACAGCAAUCUGACAAUAAUUAGUUAAAUAAUGGCUAAUAGAACAUAGAGUCCUGUAAAAAGGGCUGUUUUUGGCGUCGACAAUAUGCGAGAGUAAAAUUUACGCAAGA
Nylanderia fulva is the source of this 1183-nucleotide messenger RNA. The record is from RefSeq and is a predicted model, not a curated record. Lineage: Eukaryota; Metazoa; Arthropoda; Insecta; Hymenoptera; Formicidae.